Salvia hispanica is the source of this 1212-nucleotide messenger RNA. NCBI's taxonomy places the organism in Eukaryota, Viridiplantae, Streptophyta, Magnoliopsida, Lamiales, Lamiaceae. The record is from RefSeq and is a predicted model, not a curated record.
AUGGAUUCAACCCAGGCCACCGGAAGUUCGCAGCCAACGGUGUAUGACGCAGCCCUACUAGCAGAGUUGACGCAGAAAUUGGGGAGCGUCGAGAAAGCGAAGGAAGUGUACGCACUGUUCUCCGCUAGCCUAAUGACAUCCGCGGCGGCCAUACCAUCACUGACAAUUCCGGCGGAUUCGGCGGCGCAACCGGCAGUUUUCCAAGAAGAAGGGCCUCGAGACUCUGGAUCUCAACAUGCAGAAACCGCUUCACGGGAGGCGGAUAAAGAAGAGGCGGUGCACGAACGGCCGGAGGAUGGUGGGCAGACGAACGGCGGAACAGAGGUGGAAACCGAACAACAAGGUGACGGAAACCCUAAUUCUGAGGGUAAGAAAGAUGCUGAGGGGGAAACCCCUGUUGUGGAAAGUAUUGUUGAGGGGGAAACCCCUGUUGUGGUAGAAGUUGCUGAGGGGGAAACCCCUGUUCAAGAAUCGAUGGCUGAGGGGGAAACCCCUAUGGAAACUGGGGAUGAAACCCCUACGGAUUUUAGGGGUGCGACCCCUGAACCCAUGGAAGAGGGGGCAACCCCAAGUGAUGUCAGGGGGGAAACCCCCGUUUAUAUUGAGGGGGCAACCCCGAUGGUGGAUGAUGUGGGGGAAACCCCGGAAAAAUUUGUGGAAGAAACAGAUCUACAUGUUACUGGAGUACCGGAGCCCGUUGAGGAAGGGCUGAAUUUGAUCGUGGACCUGGUGGAUGACCAGGAAGAGGAUGAACCCCAAGUGGACAAGAGGACAGAGAGGAGACGAGCCAGGAGGAGUCUGCUCGACGAAGUUGAUGACUUAGUUCCAGAUGCUGAGGAGGCAGAGGAACGUCGCCUGGUCAAGGAGAGAGCGAGAAAAGGAAAGGCAGCGGCGACCACGUCUACACGGUCAAGGAAAGCUCCCUCCGUCCAGGAGGUUGAGGAGACCCUUUCCCCAGUGACCGAAGAUCCCUCUGCCGAGGAACAAGACAAGCCUACCCAUGAAUCCGACUCUGAACUUGGGGAAUCUGAAGAGGAAUUUGUCCCGGGACGACCAGAGAUUUGGCUGACUAAGGAACUGCUAGAGUCGAUGAAGCAGUUCGACGAUCAGAAACGGGCCACAGUGUACAAGGAACGAUGCAGUGCAGGGAAAAUGGCUAAGUUCUGGGAAGCAGUACAGCUCCAAAGAACUUCGGAUGAUCGCAUGCGAUGA